GGAGGAGGAGGAGAGCUCCUCUGUCACUUCACAGCCACACGUAGCAUUAGCAUUGUAGCUAGCUCUCCUUGCAGCCCGGGGUGCUUUUAACUGAUUAGCUAAAAUGUCAGCGAGGCUUAAGCUACACGCGGGGAUGUUUUAUUUGUAUCCUUGUUUUUUAAACCCAAGCCUCACUUCUAACCAGCUGUUCGUUUCUCAUUGUGCAGUGUUAGCAGGACAAGUUAGCUCCUCUGCCUGUUAGCUAGCAUGCCGUGUUGGCUAAUCAGCUCAACACAGCCUAGCACUGCCAGUCGUUUGACUUGGGUUUUCUGAAUGUAAAGACGACCAUACAUUACUCUACAGGUUGGGGUGAUGGAUACAACUGGGAUUAGCAUUUCUAAAAAUAUGUUGACUGUUUGAGAGGGUACUCGCUUCAUCCGUCCUCGGUGAACAUUUCUGGAGCAGCGCAAACAUUUCAGCUGUCUUCGACUGAAUUAAAACCAAAACAGCUUUCAAGUUCACCCUCAUUUGGAUUUAGCAUGUGUUAAAGCUACACGCCGAGCUAGUGAGAAGAAAGGGACACAUUCGUCAUGACCUUUUUAUGGCUGACUGGUCACUUCUACGCUGAGGUUCAUUGGUCCUGUUUUGUUUCCGGACUUACCAAAGCAGGGAUGAGAUAAUAGUCUACAACCAUACCUGUGGCACCUGUAGAACCCACCCCCCCCAAGUUUAUUUUGGCUUCAGCUGUCAGACCAUGACCACACCGGCUCUACUGCCCCUGUCGGGCCGCAGGAUACCCACUUUGUCGCCGGGUGCCUCCUCUUUCCCACACCACAGAGCGACAUUGAGGCUGUCGGAGAAGUUUAUCCUCCUCCUUAUUCUCAGUGCCUUCAUCACGUUAUGCUUUGGGGCCUUCUUUUUCCUCCCGGACAAUUCCAAGCACAAGCGCUUUGACCUGGGAUUGGAGGACGUACUCAUCCCACACAUUGACUCACCCAAAGAGGGGAAGCAUGGUUCGGGACAGGUGAUCAUACAUGGACAAGGAGGACAUGAUGAGAACAGACACAGGGAGGAAGAGGAGAGCUUACGUGACAAGAUUCGAGCAGACCAUGAGCGAGCUCUGCAGGAGGCGAAGGAGAAGCUGAGGAAGUCUCGUGAGGAGCUGCAGGCCGUGAUUCAGACGGAAAAGGCUAAAGUGAUUGAGGACCUAAAGAAGAAAGAAAUGGGACCUAAACCCUUACCACCCGUCCCCAUGCCCAAGGUGGUGGGCAUCAGUGACGGGGAGCCACCGGAGCUAGAUGUUAAAGAAAAACGGGACAAGAUCAGAGAGAUGAUGAAACACGCAUGGGACAGCUACAGACAGUACGGUUGGGGUCACAAUGAACUGAAACCCCUUGCUAAGAAAGGACAUUCCACAAAUAUCUUCGGUAACUCUCAGCUGGGAGCAUCCAUUGUGGAUGCCUUAGAUACUCUGUACAUCAUGGGUCUGCACGAGGAGUUCAAAGAYGGCCAAGAAUGGAUCGAACAGAAUCUGGACUUCAGUGUGAAUUCCGAGGUGUCUGUGUUUGAGGUCAACAUUCGGUUCAUCGGAGGAYUGUUGGCUGCAUACUACUUGUCUGGACAGGAAGUGUUCAAGGUGAAAGCGGUCCAACUGGCAGAGAAACUGCUUCCUGCCUUUAACACCCCCACUGGGAUCCCCUGGGCCAUGGUCAACCUUAAAAGUGGUGUUGGUCGUAACUGGGGUUGGGCAUCGGCAGGCAGCAGCAUCUUGGCUGAGUUUGGGACUCUCCACAUGGAGUUUGUUCACCUCACCUACCUGACAGGAAACCCUGUGUACUACCAGAAGGUCAUGCACAUCCGGAAGCUGCUUGCCAAAAUGGACCGACCCAACGGGCUCUACCCAAACUACCUGAAUCCUCGCACGGGCCGCUGGGGUCAACAUCACACCUCGCUCGGAGGAUUAGGGGACAGUUUUUAUGAGUACCUGCUAAAGGCGUGGCUCAUGUCUGACAAGACGGACUCAGAAGCUCGUAAGACCUACGAUGAUGCCAUCGAGGCCAUCGAGCGCCACCUCAUCCGAAAAUCUAACGGUGGUCUGACUUUCAUYGGUGAGUGGAAGAAUGGCCAUCUGGAAAGGAAGAUGGGCCACCUGGCCUGCUUCGCCGGUGGCAUGUUUGCUCUGGGAGCUGACGGCUCGCCGGACGACAAGGCCGGACACUAUCUGCAACUCGGAGCAGAGAUCGCCCACACCUGCCAUGAGUCCUAUGACAGGACAGUGCUGAAGCUCGGUCCGGAGGCGUUUAAGUUCGACAGCGGUCUGGAGGCGGUGGCUGUUCGGCAGAAUGAGAAGUACUACAUCCUGAGGCCAGAGGUCAUUGAGACGUACUGGUACAUGUGGAGGUUCACCCAYGAUCCCAAAUACAGGCAGUGGGGCUGGGAGGCAGCGCCAUUGAUAAAUACUGCCGUGUGAGUGGAGGUUUCUCAGGAGUGAAGGACGUGUACUCGUCCAGUCCGACCUACGAUGACGUGCAGCAGAGCUUCUUCCUGGCCGAGACGCUCAA
Molecule: messenger RNA, 2540 nt
Organism: Austrofundulus limnaeus
Lineage: Eukaryota; Metazoa; Chordata; Actinopteri; Cyprinodontiformes; Rivulidae
Gene: man1a2
Product: mannosidase, alpha, class 1A, member 2
Biological process (GO): carbohydrate metabolic process; mannose trimming involved in glycoprotein ERAD pathway
Cellular component (GO): extracellular exosome; endoplasmic reticulum; Golgi membrane
Molecular function (GO): mannosyl-oligosaccharide 1,2-alpha-mannosidase activity; calcium ion binding
Source: RefSeq, a predicted model, not a curated record